Molecule: messenger RNA, 1422 nt
Organism: Naegleria gruberi
Lineage: Eukaryota; Heterolobosea; Eutetramitea; Acrasida; Naegleriidae
Exons: 4
Coding region: 1-1422 (473 amino acids)
Biological process (GO): amino acid metabolic process
Molecular function (GO): oxidoreductase activity, acting on the CH-NH2 group of donors, NAD or NADP as acceptor
Source: RefSeq, a predicted model, not a curated record
AUGUUCAACACUGUGAGCCGUCGUGUUGUUGCUGGUAAUAAGCAAACAACUUUCCAAGCCGGAAUGAUCGUCAGACAAUUCUCCCAAAAAUUGAAUCAACAACAAAAUGGAGUUGCAUCCUUGUCUGUUGAAAAAUUCCAAGAAGAAAUGCAAAAGGCUGGCAUUCAAAGAGGUUAUGUUGUUUAUGAUGCUGAAAAGCAACAAGUUGUGACUAGUCAUCCACUUUUUGCUCAAUUGGGUGAAUUUAUUUCAAAGGAUAAGAGAGAUUUCUUGAAGCAUGAAGCUUGUUUCUUCCAAGUUGGUCCAAAGUCUAACCUCUUGUUCUCUGCUUUCCUCCAUAAAUCAAACAGAGGUUUGGCACACGGUGGUGUCAGAUUGUGGAAGUACAAUUCUAUGGAAGAUUACGUUAGAGAUGGUUUGAGAUUGAGCUUGGGUAUGACUAGAAAGAAUGCUCUUGCUGGUUUAUGGUGGGGUGGUGGUAAGGGUAUCAUCCAAAAGACUGAUGGUGCUACUUAUGCUAAUGAUGUUACUCGUGAUGUCAUCUUUGGUGAAUACGGAAAGUUCCUUUCUUCAUUGAAGGGUGCCUACUAUGGUGCUGAAGACGUUGGUCUCACUACACCAGAUUGUGAUAGAAUGCACAAUUCUUCUCGUUUCGUCAGUUGUUUGUCACAAGGUAUUGGUGGUUCUGGUAACCCAUCUCACUCCACUGCCAUUGGUACUGUCUGUGGUAUGGAAGCUGCUGUUAAUUUCCUCGGUAUGGGAGAUUUGAGUGGAAAGAAGGUUGUCGUCCAAGGUGCUGGUAAUGUUGCUAGCUUCAUUGUUGAAGAACUCGUCAAGAGAAAUGUUGGUAAGGUUAUUGCUACUGAUAUCGACAAGAACUUGAUUGCCAUGAGAAAGGAACAAUUCAAGCAUGCACCAAAUGUUGAAUUCAGAGUUGUUGCUCCAAACGAUUUGAGCAUCUUUGCUGAACCAUGUGACGUUUUUGCUCCAGCUGCUUUGGGUGGUAUCAUCAACUCUACUACCAUUCCAAUGCUCAACUGUAAGAUUGUCUGUGGUGCUGCCAACAAUCAACUUUUGGAUCCUGUUGAACAUGAUCACAUGAUUAAGAAUCGUGGUAUCAUUUAUGUUCCAGAUUACUUGAACAACCGUAUGGGUAUUGUCAAUUGUGCCAAUGAAUGCUUUGGUUAUGUCAAGAACGACCCAGCAAUUUUGAAACACUUCGGUAGAGAUUGGGACAAUGCUGUCUAUGUUAUUGCUUCCCGUAUUUUGCAAACUUCUAGAGAUCAAAAUAUUCCAACUGGUCUUGCUGCCAACAAGUUGGCUGAUGAAUUCAGUGAAAUGGAAAAUCCAAUCAUUGGUCACCGUGGUUGGUCCAUUGUUAAGAGCUUGAUUGAAGACAAGUGGGAAAAUGGUCAACUCUAA